Molecule: messenger RNA, 477 nt
Organism: Lactuca saligna
Lineage: Eukaryota; Viridiplantae; Streptophyta; Magnoliopsida; Asterales; Asteraceae
Source: the annotation of a GenBank genome assembly
AUGGCUUUGAAGAUGAACUUUGUGUUGCAGAAAAGCGAUCUGAUGUUUAAGAAAGAGAGUAACAUUAAUGGCACCAAGAUGACCACUACUAUAUCAUGCAGGGUCAAAGAGCUGCCUAUAAGUAACAACAAGAAUCUGUACCAAGUUCUUUCAUUAGAAUCACAAAAUGUUAGUUUCCAUGACCUCAAGAAAGCAUAUCGUGCAAAAGCUCUUCAACUUCAUCCCGAUGUUUCUCCAUCUUCUAUAAAGGAGGAAUGCACAAAACAGUUUGUGGAGUUGCGAGAGGCGUAUGAGGUGCUUUCUGAUCCAAAUUCUCGAAGAAUGUAUGACUUGAGCUUGGUUGAAUCUAUGGGGUGUGGUCUUCAAGACCAUGCUUACAGUGGACAUGGAGUGCAGUAUUCAAGAAUGGUGUGGGAAAUGCAACUUAAAGGAUUAAAGCAUCGAUCGGACCAAAGAAGGAACGUUGAGUUUGUGUAG